Molecule: messenger RNA, 3522 nt
Organism: Ictalurus furcatus (blue catfish)
Lineage: Eukaryota; Metazoa; Chordata; Actinopteri; Siluriformes; Ictaluridae
Gene: rab11fip3
Product: RAB11 family interacting protein 3 (class II)
Exons: 13
Coding region: 387-2186 (599 amino acids)
Biological process (GO): regulation of cytokinesis; endocytic recycling
Cellular component (GO): recycling endosome membrane; cleavage furrow; midbody
Molecular function (GO): calcium ion binding
Source: RefSeq, a predicted model, not a curated record
CAGACUUUACACCUGUCUCCAAGGAAAACACAUUUUUAUGUGCACUGUUACCUGCCCAAGGAAGCAUAAAAGCUGAAGAAGGCAUUGACCGUGAACCGGUUGAUGUAACCUACACCCCUGAGAGUGUUACUGGCCCUUUAGACUCCACCCUCCUCUCAGGUGCAGAUAGUCCACUCAGCCAAGUGGGCGUGGGCAUAGGGCAGGAAAGGGGAGCGGCUACAUCAAGACUCGGUCAGUCAGCUGAUGUGAAGUUAGACGGGGAAACUGAUCUACCUGAAUAUCUUAGACAAGCAGACCUGUCUCAGGUAGCAGAGCCGAAACUAAACUCGCUCAGAGAUGAGUCUCCCAGCGGAGUUUGUCCGCUAGAAGAAACAUGCCCGCUUCUGAUGGAGGACAGCGUUGUCGUUCCUGAUGGUCCAGACAAUGCCGAAAUGGCUCUGGAGUUGUGUGUGAGCUCGGAUAUGAUCCAGGAUGGGAGUUCAGGUGCCGGCGCGCUUCCAGCAGCCAAUCCUCAGGAUGACGAACACUCGGCACUGCGGGCGGUUUUCCAAGCUCUUGACCAGGACGGAGACGGAUUCGUCCGCAUCGAGGAGUUUAUGGAGUUCGCCACGGCGUACGGAGUGGAACAGGUGAAGGACUUGACACGCUUCCUCGACCCGAGCGGCCUGGGAGUCAUCAGCUUCGAGGAUUUCCACAGAGGCAUCACGGCCAUCAGCAACGGAGGGUCUGACCCAGAUCUAUACAAGCUACAGCUCACUACAGCGGAUGCCAACGGAGCAGGCGAGGAAUAUGAUGAGCAGGCGGAGGUGUCGGACAGCGCGUACCUGGGCUCGGAGAGCGCGUACAGCGAGUGCGAGACGUUUACAGACGAGGACACGGGAGCCCUCGUUCACCCGGAGCUGCACGAGGACGUCGAGACGGACAGCGGCAUCGGAAACACUCUCGCCGAGAGCGAGGAGCGCAACAGGUUCUCCCUCGGUUCGGACUUGCACGGCCACGCCCUGGUGGCGGUGAUCGGCGGGGAGGAGGAGCACUUCGAGGACUUCGGGGAGAGCAACUCCGCCUCCGAUCUUUUGCUGGCCAAUCAGGAGGAGGGGAGGGCAGCCCCCGAAGGAGAGGGAGACCCAGAGCCACACCCACAUGCUGGCAGCCCAGCGCACCGGCCACCGAUGCUGCUGACGCCCAGCUCCAGCAAGAGACUGUCCAGUAAAAAGGCAGCAAGGCACUUGUUACAGUCGAGCGGUCUAGAUCGUAUGAGCGACCUGAGCCGCGACAUCCUGGACCUCGCCGACAGCGACAUCGCUGACAAGGUGCUGCUUUUGGAACGGCGCGUGUCCGAGCUGGAGAAGGACUCGGCGGCGAGCGAGGAGCAGCACGCCCGUCUGCGGCAGGAGAACCUGACACUGGUGCACCGUGCCAAUGCCUUGGAGGAGCAGCUCAAGGAGCAAGAGGUCCGUGCCGACGAGUCCCUGAACACGCUCGGCCGCAAACACCGGGACGCUCUGAGCAAACUGCAGCGCGAGAGAGAGCUGGAGAUCGAGAACCUGCAGGCCAGGCUGCAUCAGUUGGAUGAAGAGAACAGUGAGUUAAGGUCAUGCGUGCCCUGUCUGAGAGCUAACAUCGAAAGAUUGGAGGAGGAGAAGAGAAAGCUCCAGGACGAGGUGGACGAUAUGACCGACAGGCUGAACGAAGAAACGGAGUCCCGCAGGAAGACGGCUGACAAGCUGAGCCAUGAACGCCACACCAGCCAGAAAGAAAAAGAGACCACGCAGGAGCUGAUUGAGGACUUGAGGAAGCAGUUGGAAAUGCUGCAGCUGUUUAAACUGGAGACGGAGGCCCGGCGAGGCCGCUCGCCUGCCGCCGGACUGCAGGAGUACAACACGCACAUGAGAGAGAACGAGCUGGAGCAGGAAAUCCGACGACUCAAGCAGGAUAACCGCAGUUUGAAGGAGCAGAACGACGAGUUGAACGGACAGAUCAUCAAUCUCAGCAUUCAGGGAGCCAAAAGCCUGUUCACCGAGUCUCUGUCCGAGUCGCUGGCAGCAGAGAUCAACAACGUCUCCCGCGCAGAGCUAAUGGAGGCCAUCCAGAAGCAGGAGGAGAUUAACUUCCGCCUGCAGGACUACAUCGACCGCAUCAUCGUGGCCAUCAUGGAGUCCAACCCUUCUAUACUGGAGGUCAAAUAAUAAUCACCACGGCGACAGACCCCUGAAUACACAACGGCACUGGAGCUGAGCGACAAACACGUUAAAAGAGGAUAUAGAUUUCUUAUCGCGUCAUUUCAGGAAAGUGUGUGUGUGUGUGUGUGUGUUUAUGUAUAGUGAAUAUUGGUUCCUGUGACUUCCCUGUGGUUUGGGAUUGAGGGACCCAGUCCCGUGUGUGUGUGUGUGUGUGUGUUUUUUUGUUUUUUUUGCUUGACUUCAAGUUUAGCUCCAUGAUCAAAACCAUGUGAGGGACACUAUGUGUCCUGAGAGGUAGUGUGUGUGUGUGUGUGUGUGUGUGUGUGUGUGUGUGUGUGUGUGUGUGUGUGUGUGUUCAUCAUAACUUAUGAGUGUGAUGAUCUUUGAUAUUGUUAAGGUGAUAAUGAGGGGGGUGUGUGUGUGUGUGUGUGCGCGUGUGUAUGAUUUAGUUCAGUUUUUAUUUUCCUCGUAUCUAUUUAUUACGCUGAAGCAGAAGGCUGCAGGCUGAAACAGAAAACUCCGGAAGCUGAAGAAAGUGCCGCAGAGCGAUCGUAAAGGGGCGUGGCUCCGAGCCCACGUGGGCUUUCCUGCUGAGUGAACAGAGACGUCCUGCGAGGGACGACGUCCUGUACGACGAAAAACUGUUCGUUUGUUUUGAAUGACUGUAAUUAUAUAUAUAUAUAAAUAUAAGUAAAUGUAAAUAUAUUAAAAAAAAAGAUAUAUUUCCUCAUGUGGGAGCUGAAGAAAACGGUUUACACUCGAAGACUUUGACGGAUCCCUCGGCCGGAAUGACGAGAGUUUAUUUUCUGAUUAAAUUAUUUUGAACUGAUGGACCGCAAGGGAGAGAGAGAGAGAGAGAGAGAGAGGAGAUGGACGUGAAAGACUUGAGAGACCCUGCUGAGACAUGAGCACACACCCACACACACACACACACACCUCUCUCCGUCUUCGAACCCGAAAUAAUCCUCUGCAGACUGAUUUCUCGUCUUGUUUCACUUAUUAUUAAGAGGUAUUUUAUAGAUGGAAGGAAAGAGUGUAAUCUUGUCUUCCACCGUCACAUGCAUUGUGUGUGUGUGUGUGUGUGUGUGUGUGUGUGUGAAGAUUUCAGUAGCUCGACUGUGGGAGCUGAUGUACAGUAUUACGCUGAAUGUAAUACCGUAUUUUCCGGACUAUAAGACGCCCUCUAGUGGGUGCUGCAAUUACUACAGCAAAAGGAAAAAAAAGUGCUAAAAUUUGUGCACCCUAGUAAUAAACCUGUUUAUUAGGGGGUAUACGGUAGACGUGCUACUCCAGGACUUUAUUAUAUGACAGGAAAAAUAUACUAAUAAAGCAUAAAAAAGAC